Messenger RNA from Fundulus heteroclitus (mummichog), 3475 nucleotides. It is a transcript of the gene mgrn1b, whose product is annotated as mahogunin, ring finger 1b. The record is from RefSeq and is a predicted model, not a curated record. Gene Ontology annotation, cellular component: plasma membrane; nucleus; cytoplasm. NCBI's taxonomy places the organism in Eukaryota, Metazoa, Chordata, Actinopteri, Cyprinodontiformes, Fundulidae. Gene Ontology annotation, molecular function: ubiquitin protein ligase activity. Gene Ontology annotation, biological process: endosome to lysosome transport; negative regulation of G protein-coupled receptor signaling pathway; protein ubiquitination. The coding region runs from base 254 to 1900 and encodes 548 amino acids. The transcript has 16 exons.
AAACAGCCAAUCGGCUCGAGUGCCUGUUACGUCGCUGCGUCUCUUUGGCGACAACAACAUCUCGCUGUUAGUUUUUUUUUUCGCCUCGUAGCUCUACCAACAACAAAAGCUAGCGUGAAUAAUGUCGAAUUAACGACAGCUUUUGUUUCCGGUGGACGUUUUAUUCGUCUGCACACCUGUCUAGCCUCGAAUCCGAGCUAAACCCAAGCUGCCGUCGGGCCGCUAGCUGGCAGCUAAACUAGCUAAGAGGAAGAUGGGGUCCAUCCUGAGCCGGAGGAUUGCUGGUGUUGAGGACAUCGAUAUCCAGGCAAAUUCGGCCUAUCGAUUUCCUCCGAAAUCUGGCAAUUACUUCGCUAGCCAUUUCUUCAUGGGAGGAGAGAAAUUUGAUACUCCGCAUCCAGAAGGAUACCUCUUUGGGGAAAACAUGGACCUGAAUUUUCUUGGAAACAGGCCAGUGCAGUUUCCAUAUGUGACACCUGCACCCCAUGAACCAGUGAAAACCUUGAGGAGUCUGGUCAACAUCCGGAAGGACUCCCUCCGUUUAGUGAGGUACAAGGAUGACUCGGACUCUUCGGUGGAGGAUGGCGGAAAACCCAAGGUUCAGUACAGCGUGGAGUUUACCUUUGACGCUGAUGCCAGGGUCGCCAUCACUCUCUACUGCCAGGCGUUCGAGGAGUUCUCCAACGGGAUGGCUGUGUACAGCCCGAAGGAUCCAACCAUGGUUUCCGAAACGGUGCACUAUAAGCGGGGGGUGAGCCAACAAUUCUCCAUGCCGACCUUCAAAAUAGAUUUCAGCGAGUGGAAAGAGGAGGAGCUAAACUUUGACUUGGACCGAGGAGUGUUUCCCAUGGUCAUCCAAGCUGUGGUCGAUGAAGGAGACGAUUGUCUCGGACACGCUCAUGUGCUUUUGGCGGCAUUCGAAAGACACGUUGAUGGCAGUUUCUCCGUCAAGCCUCUGAAGCAGAAGCAAAUUGUCGACCGCGUGAGCUACCUCCUGCAGGAAAUCUACGGGAUUGAGAACAAAAACAACCAAGAGACCAAGCCAUCUGACGACGAGAACAGCGACAACAGCAACGAGUGCGUCGUCUGCCUGUCCGACCUGAGAGAUACGCUCAUCCUGCCCUGCAGACACCUGUGUCUCUGCAACUCCUGCGCCGACACGCUGCGCUAUCAGGCCAACAACUGUCCCAUCUGCAGGCUGCCCUUUAGAGCUUUGCUGCAGAUCAGAGCUGUGAGGAAAAAGCCGGGAGCUCUCUCUCCCGUGUCCUUCAGCCCCGUUCUGGCUCAAACCAUGGACCAUGAUGAGCACUCUAGCUCAGAUUCGGUCCCGCCCGGUUUUGAACCCAUCUCCCUGCUGGAGGCUUUGAAUGGUCUGCGGUCGGUGUCGCCCGCCAUCCCUUCUGCCCCUCUGUAUGACGAGAUCAACUUCUCAGGGGGUCUGGGAGGGGACAGCCGACAGCUGAGCUCGCCGGAGCAUUUGAGCGACGGAAGUCUUCAGAAAAGCAAAGUUAGCAAGUCUCCUGACAGCACCCUUAGAUCGCCAUCUUCUCCCAUCCAGGAGGAGGAUGAGGAGAAGCUGUCUGAGAUGUCUGAUGCGCAGCCACACACGCUCCUCUCCAGCAGCCCCGCUCCCACAGACGCUACAGCCACCGAAGACGUGGCAGAAUCUCUCUCUCCAGAUGACGAGGACAGAAUGCCUUCUGGAGGAGACAUCCUGCAGGACUGCAGCAGCGAGCACUGCAGCUUGACCAAAACGGACAGCGACCCAGCGGGCGAUCUGUCUUUGCCUGGUUCGUCGGACUCCAUAGAAAGUCUAAAAAGUCAGAGCACAAACUGCUCCAGUCAGCCUCUCCUGUGUCCCACAAGCAGCCUUCAUAUGGAAGAUGAACAUUUCAACUGACUCAGCUUUGCCUCUCUGCAAGCAUCCCGUCCCUUCAUUACGUUCACACAAGCCCUCCCAGAAACUCUCCGUGCUCCAGGCUUCUGUUUUAAAUGCAUUUUGAUACCAGACAUGGGAGUUAAAUGUUAAUCGAUGAUCAGGAAGGACUGCUCAUUUCAUCAUCAUGUCUGCAUUACAGAAGAAGGAAACCUAGCUGAUGCAAAGCUUAUUUUGGCUUCCUGUGUGAUGACUGCUAUAUUUUUUAUCCUGCAGCUAUGGGGAAAAAAAAAACAUUUCAUUAACUCACAUUGCUGUGUUCAGUUGCGUGUCUUGGACAGAGUUGCGAUGUUGUAACGUAGAUUCCAGAGAUUUCCUCUGCCUGUCUUGGUGGUGCACACUUUACUACAAACAAACCAUCCAAACACUAAAAUUGAGACGCAUCUCUAAAUGCCGUCUGUAUUCAUGUUAUAAGAGGAACACGGAUAAAUGACCCGAGAAGAUCUGCUUUGCCGGGAGAGCUUUACUUCUGUUUUUGGGUCCAUUUCUGAUGGAUUUUUUUGCACUUCAACAAAAUCAUUUAUCCAUUCCUUUUACUGAAAGAAUAUGAAGUUAUUUUGUUGUGUCCUAUCUAAAGCUUUUAGCGAGUUGGUUUAAUUUUCCAGAUAAAGUGAUACAAGAUAAAAUUACAAGGAUUAUGUGUAUGUACUUCAAAAGUUAUUCUUUAUUAUAUACGUGUGUGUGUGUAUAAAAAUAUACAAUGUUUAAGUGAUGAAACUAGAUUUUGUUAACAUGCAGAUUAUUUAAGCAGCUGAUAAUAAGAUACCACAGAGAAAUUCAGACAUAGUUCGAGCCUCGAACAAACAGCGAUUUGCAAUAGCAAGGCAAGCUUACUCGUCAUUGAUAUGGCUGAUAGCUGUACAGUCUUAUUGUGGCAACCCAAGUGUUUGCUUAUGAUGUAGCUGCAAAACAAGGAGUCACGUGUUUGUGUGGCAGCAGCAGCAGCAGCUUUAGUUUCCUUGGUGCAGUAUGUGUAGCAUCACGCAUAUAGAUCGAUGUGCCUUGAAUUUAUAUGCCUGCUUCUCGCAAUAUCCUUACAAAUGCCACCGUAUACAACAGUUCCACUGCAAAGACAGGUUUUAGGACUCUAAUGUACAGAACUUAUUUCGUGCAACAGGACUAAAGAUCAUUUUAGUGUCAUUAAGUACUGUUGAGUUGAAUUGUUGCUUUACUUUGUUAUAUCCUAGUUAUUAUGCAUUAAUAAAGGUAUUUAGGUUCGAGUGCAACUGUAUAUGGUUUACCAGAGGCAGCGCAUCCAUGAAAUGUUUGCAUUUUAAUAAUAGGCUUGCAUUUGCAUGUGGAUUUGUAGACCUCUCACCUCGCUCUGCUUUUAAAUGUUUCUUUGGUCUUUUAUCCUCUCCUCUUCUGUGCCAUUUCAACUUAACACUGUGCCUUCCUGUUCUGACCACUAUUGCCCUGGUAUCCAGGAUAGCCCCACAGUAGGUGGUGUUUGGCUCCAUGUAAAAUCCUGUACCCGUCUCUUUGUGUGUAUAGUGGCAUGUGUAUAACAAUAAAGAACAAAGAUUCAAUACCAAACCA